AUGAAAAAAUUUAAAAAAGCACGGGAAAAGGCUACUGAUGGAUUAGUUGCGCAAGCAAAAAAAAUGAAAUUACUGAGUGAAAAUCUAUUUCCACCUCUAACAGUCGAAACGACAGUGAAAAUUCCAGUGCCUUGUGUUGAUAGAGGAAAAGUCGAUGCUAUUAAUGUGUUAGGUGUUAUAUUAAGUGUUACUGAUGAUGGAUUCUAUAAAAUGGGAACCAAAAAUGGAAUUUUGUCAUCACUUUAUGUCAGAAACCAAAUAUUUCAAUGCAAGGAACAAUUUAUUAGUAGCAAUGAUGUACCAAAUAUCGAAAUACCACUGAGGACUGCUAGUACUCAAAAUGCAUUAACUGGAGGACAAGGGUUUAUUUUUUGUUCUUGCAAAACUAAGUGCACUACAAGACGAUGCAAAUGUAAGCAACAAAAUAUUUUGUGUAGUUCUAAAUGCCAUGAUUCUAAUAUGUGUAGCAACAAAUAA
Molecule: messenger RNA, 477 nt
Organism: Myzus persicae (green peach aphid)
Lineage: Eukaryota; Metazoa; Arthropoda; Insecta; Hemiptera; Aphididae
Exons: 1
Coding region: 1-477 (158 amino acids)
Source: RefSeq, a predicted model, not a curated record